Messenger RNA from Acaulospora morrowiae, 2247 nucleotides. Lineage: Eukaryota; Fungi; Glomeromycota; Glomeromycetes; Diversisporales; Acaulosporaceae. The record is from the annotation of a GenBank genome assembly.
AUGGAGACUGGAGAAACAAUAGAACAUGAGCCAUUGCCUCCUUAUGAUUCAAUAUAUCAUAUAAAAUUAAGGAUUAGGGAUAAAAAAGACAUCCCCUUUGUAAUGCAGCGCGUCAUUUUUAAUGGAGAAAAAUUAGAUGACCAUCGCAUCCUGUCAUAUUACAAAAUCAAAAAUAGGUCUGUAAUUAAUCUAGAGAUUAAAUCAAUGAUUUUCGUAAAAAAUCCCAGAUCAAUUCUAAACAUAGAUGCAGAGACAAAAGAAACGAUUGGACAAAUUAAACAAAAGAUCCAGAAAAAGCAAGGAAUCCCUCCAGAACAACAAUCACUCUUUUUUUUAAGCAAGGAAUUAUGUGAUCAGAAUACAUUAUCGUAUUACAAUAUUCAACGUGGAUCUACAUUGGAUCUAGAAUACAAAGAAAUAGCGAUUUUUGUAAAUGUAAUAGACGGAAAAAUCAUAGAACUGAGAGUAAAAAGCGACUAUAAAGUCGAAAGUAUUAAAAGAAUGAUUCAGGAUAAAGAAGGCAUUCCUUAUCACCAACAAUAUCUGGUUUUUAAUCGUUUAAUGCAUGAUCAUGCAUUAUUGUCAUCAUACAAUAUCGAAGAAGGAUCUAUAUUGUGUUUAGAAUUUGAAAAAAUGACAAUCAAUAUCAAUUUGAUGGGUAAAAAAAUCAUAAAGCUAGAAGUAGAAAAAAAUUUCACCAUUGAACAAGUCAUACAAAUGAUCAAAGAAAAAGAUGGCAUCUCCUUGAAUCAAGUUCAACUCGAAUUUUCUGAAAGUAUUUUGGAUCCUGAAAAAACCUUAAUGUAUUAUAAGGUUACUAACGAGUCUACCCUAUACUUAUACUUAUAUAAUAAUUAUUUAAGCGGUAAUAUAUAUGUAAAAACAUUGACUGGAAAGACGAUAACUCUGUCAGUGGGAUCAAGUAACACCAUUUACGACCUUAAAUUAAAGAUCCAUAAAAAAGAAGGAAUCCCUCCUGAUCAACAACGUCUUAUUUAUGCGGGCAAGCAAUUAGAAGAAGGGAAUCUCUUGUCUUAUUACUAUAUAAGAAGAGAAUCUACACUCCAUUUAGUACUUAAGCUACGUGGCGGGAUGUUUCAAGAAACUAGUGGUCGACGAGAGUUUAAUGCAUUGCCACCACUCACACAAUAUAUGCUAACACCUGAAGAACGUCUAAAUAAAGGAAUUCAUGCUGGUAUCGCCUGUAAUUAUUGUGGAAAACGCGAGUGGAAAGGGAUGAGGUAUAAAUGUUCAGAAUGCCUUGAUUAUGACUUGUGCUUUGAUUGCAUCACAAUGUCCAACAUACUUCAUAAUGUGCAACAUCAUUUUCUGAAACUCGUGGAUCCCGUAGAUCCAAAGGCGACUCACGAAGAUAUCUUAUCUGCUUUUGUUACCAUAUCCCCAAUAUUACCUGACACGAAAGAGAAACUGUUGGCUCUUUUACGUGAGGAAGAACGCCGAAGGUUUUCACCUGAAAUGCAAAAAAAGUAUUAUGAAGUUGGUAAUGAUCCUACGUGUGGUAUGGAUUGGAUGGAUGUCACUGAUCAGAUGCAGCAUGAGUUAGUUCGAGAAUUUGGAUAUUCAGAUGAGGCAGUGCAAUUAUUACGGCGUGCGCCACAGCUUUAUCCGAACGAUCCUGAAUUUCACACAACUCAAGUAUAUGUUCGCAACAAUAUUGCCAAUAUUGGAAACCUUACUGAAGGAAUGCCGGCACCUGAUUGUUUAUUAGUUCCCCUCAAACCUUCAAUAUUCAAAGCAAUGGCUAUUGAUAAUGACUCCAAUUCACCAAAUAUGGUUUCUUUGCGCUUACUUUGUAAAUCAGGGCGACCUCUUGUUUUAUUCGGAGGAUCCUAUACUUGUCCCUUAUAUCGAUACAUAUCUCAUGUACUCAAUGAUAUAUAUACUCGAUAUAAAGCGCAAGUGGAUUUUUAUAUGAUUCAAAUUCGAGAAGCUCAUGCUUCUGAUGUUUGGCCUAUCGGUAACAUUGUUGAUGUCAAAGAGCAUCGCGCAUUAUCUGAUCGCCUGGUCGCUGCACGUGAGAUGGUCGAAAAAACCCAGUUGGAAAUUCCAGUGCUAGCAGAUACAAUGAAUGAUAGUUUUUUAAAUUUGUAUUCACCAUGGCCAUUCCGGUUUUUUGUUGUUGUAGAUGGUAUUUUAAAACUUGUAGGGAUGCCAAAAGAAGCGCAUUAUGAUACAACGGGUCUUGUUAAUUGCUUGGAUAAUAUUUUAUGUAGCAAAAGGAAUUAA